Messenger RNA from Phycodurus eques (leafy seadragon), 5235 nucleotides. RefSeq names its product synapse differentiation inducing 1-like (gene syndig1l). Gene Ontology annotation, cellular component: intracellular membrane-bounded organelle; membrane. Lineage: Eukaryota; Metazoa; Chordata; Actinopteri; Syngnathiformes; Syngnathidae. Bases 452 to 1237 code for a protein of 261 amino acids. The transcript has 4 exons. The record is from RefSeq and is a predicted model, not a curated record.
GCAACGGCAGACGCAGGACGCUGCCUCCUUCCGCUCCGCACAGCGUUUCAUCGAAGGAGGAGACGAUUGGGUGGGAGCAUCCUCUCACUUGCACGCCGUGAUGAUGUUUUAACACGCUGCGAUUUUGAAGGAGUAGGUUGGGAAACAAAAGUGUUUCAUGGGGGAAAGGAGAGCUUUGUUGGCGCACGGGAGAGAGCUUUACGCGGAGGAGGGGAGCGCAGCUGCCGCGCCGCCAGCUCCGACGGACACGUCGCCCGUUCCUCCGCAUGGCAAAGUCCCAGAUUAUGCGCUCGUCUCCAGGCUACAGCGUGAUGCCAGAGCCGGGAUUUGUAUCGGGAUUGCCCGCAUCUAACACGGAUUUCCGAGUGCUGAAUGCCGCUAGCGUCUCGAGUGCACGUCAAGGAAUCGCCGGUCAUUAAAAAGCUAGUCCACCUUUUGCCCCGCUGUUGCUAUGGAGAACCUCAGUGAGCUCCAAAAUCCUCUGUUGGACAAAAAUAGCAAGCACAUGGUCAACGGUUACGGAGGUGAGUUCCCGAACAACCAGUACCAGGAGAACUUUAUCAACUACUUUGGUGGUGAGAGCGGCGGCGGGAAGCCGAGAGAUGUGGUGAGCGGCGGGGGCGGCUACAAUAGCAACGGCAAGAUGAAGUCGCAGCAGCUCUUGGACGCCACCUCGCUGCAUUUGGCCGUGGAGGCGUUCUACAGGCCCAACUUCAUCCUGUACAAAGAGGACAAUGGCAGCAUCAAGGCCAAGGAAUACAAAAGUGAGUGCUGCGAGACCACUUUCACGGAGAAGAAGGCCAAGGAGACGUCCAACUCGGGCGGAGGGGACGCGGCAAGCUCGGAGGAACCGCAGGCUAAGGUGCUGGAGGACGGUGAACACGUCAAGAUCCAGACGGUUUCGUACGAGGUGGAGGAAGAAGAGUACGUAGAGUAUGAGACAGACUGCUCCAGUGACAGCGAGAGCGAGGACAAUUUCAUCGUGGUGCCUCCGCGGGACCACCUUGGCUUGGCCAUCUUCUCUAUGCUCUGCUGCUUCUGGCCUCUGGGAAUCGCAGCAUUUUACUUUUCGCAGGGGACCACCAAGGCUGUGCACAAAGGCAACUUCCCGCUGGCGAACAUCGCCUCCCGACGGGCUCUGUUCCUGGCCGCCCUUUCCAUCACCAUCGGCACCGGCAUCUACGUGGGGGUGGUGGUGGCGCUCAUCGCCUACCUUUCAAAACCAGGACACAUAUAGCUGACACCGGUAUCUGUCGGGAACAGAAGAGCCCCCCCCCGCGCCCGAAACCUGAAAAUUUAGAGCAACGUUUUUUGGUGGCUGUACAGUUUUCCCAUGCCACCCUCCUGAAGAUUUCCCAGAUUUAGCACAGCAGCAGGGAAGGGGGCAAGCUGUAAGGUGGAAAGGUUUAAAGGAAUGGAUGUGUUCCUCAUCGGCGGCCCAAUUCACAUCACAUUGAGCUUAUCCCUCGCCGGAUUGAUCGGCGAGCGUUAUCGCAAGCUUAAGAACGCUAAGAACCGUCUUUGCUCUCCUUGCCUCCCAGUAUCCUAAAAGAACUUUCAAGAAACACCAUGACUGAUAACAGCAACAUUUCUAAUGCAUAAAACAUCACAUAGCUUUUAUGUGACCCACGGGAAGAUGUCACUACCCAUGUGUCAAAGCCCGUAAAACACAAUCGUCUCAUGCCAGAUGUUGUUUGCCUACAAUCCAAAUGUGCUUUGUUUUUGUUUUUCGCCCUCUGUCUGAAGACACCUUGAUUACACUUGUGGCAGUGGUGUUGCGUGCGUUACCAAGCGUCUGGGACAAAUAAAAAGAAUUAGCCCCAUAAGGUACAAGCGGAGUGCUUGUACCUCCACACCACCCGUGCCCACUCCAACCAGAUAACCAGAGAACUCUAACCAAACGACGAUGAUGGAAUUGUUAUCAACACACGUUGGCCUUUUAGAGUAAUUUCUCUACAAGAUAUCUGAAACAGUCGCCAUGUCGCAUUGCAAAGAAUGCAAAGGUCAGCCUGAAAGGUAAAGGUUAAAAAAUAUAUAGAGAGGGAAAAAAAUGGGGAAAAAAAAAAAACAUUCCGACCCCAGAGACAUUGUAGCUUGGCACGCGUGGCAAUGAACUUUUAGGCUGCGUCCACAUUAACAUGGAAAUAAAAAAUAAAGUGGAUUUUUCUAUGCGUUUUUGUUCUUAAAAACCCUGGCCAGUGUAUUUCCAAGACUCCAUCUUCUGCGUUUAUGUGUAGAUGUCGAGAACUGAGCUUUUUCUCUCAAAACGUGCGCCAUUAUCGCCAGUAUUUAAACAAUAAUCAACGAUAGAACAAUGAGGAUAUUGCCUAAAGCUGCGUACACAAUGUUUAAGAUUUUAACCCCACACUACAGGAUAAUCACUCAGGUUAAUCUUUGAGGAAAGUGGAGCCUUUACUAAAUUUCAUCAAAAGGGAGCAAAAAAAAAAAAAAAUGCUUAAAUUGUGUGUCUACCCCCGCUUUAGGUGAGUGCCACUUAAAUGAUGCAUAUGGUCAUAAAUGUAUGCAUAUCUCAUUAUGUUGAUGAAGAAAAGUCAGCUCAUUUUUCACCCUUUUGAUUGGCCAAAAUGCACUUGAGUAAUGACUAAUAUAUAUAUAUAUAUAUAUAUAUAUAUAUAUAUCCCCAUUUAAUGCGCUGGGAAUAUGUUUUUCUAGACCCACCUACAAUAGGUGAAAAUCUGCUAUAUGGAGUGACCACGUCAUUUAAAAAUAAAUAGUUUAAGUCAUCUUUUUUUCUUUCCCACUUUAACUUCUUAAAACACACUUUCUUGGUGCCUGUUCUCACUCUCAAUGGCACAGUUCUUCAACAUUUUUCAUUUGAGAUUUGGCAAAUCCCCAGAUUAUCCACCGCAGGUAACCGCGCACCCUUAAUCACUUCCUUGUACGGAAUGUUUCCUGUUGCCUCCAAAAAACCUGAACAUCUGAAAUAAAAUACUCAAAGCCAAAAGCAAGUUUGGUCGUCUAUGGAAGUUGUAAAUCAUGCAGAAUUUGUGGAGAAGCUUUGACAGCGUCGGAAUGAGUGGGCGAUCAAUUCGGGUGUUCUACCACCAGCGCGCCGCCCAUACCAUGAUUGAUCGAUUAUUAUUAUAAUUUUAUUUUUUUUUUAUAUAUAGAGGAGCUGGUUAUUUAAAAAAAAAGAUUGAAUUAAAAUUGAUCAGGCUGUAACGGGGGGCCAGCGAGCUUCUUCCAUUUAAGAAACAAGCAACAUUCUGUGACAGCAAAUGGUAGCGAAAGACGAAAUGUAUGUAAAAAAGGUUGAUUAAUUACCCAGGUGACUUUAUUUUUGAGUUCGAGUUCACGCCGCGAGAGCACAAGAGGCGACGUUCGGCUUAGCUCCCAUGCAUCAGUCAUAGCUGACAUUUAUGGAGCACAAUUAGCUCAGUGUAAUGGCCUCUUUUUUCCCUCUCUCUCUCUCUCUCCCGCUCUCUCCCUUCUCCUCCAAGGGAUUGUGUACUCUCCGGAGCGUGGCCCUAAAAUAGCACAAGCACAUUCGUUUCAAUAAUAGGCCGCGGUGUCAGCGGCCUAUUAUUGUAAACGAUCCGCUAAAGAAGUCAACGUCUCCACCAGGGAACGCUCGGAUGCAGCGUGCUAGUUCCAACGGCCACUUUUUCUCCCAAGUGUAAACAUGGCGUCUGUUGAUUUUGGAAGAGAUGAACUUUGGGCUAAUCUGAGAUGUCGGUUAAUAUGUCGUAUGUGGUUAACCAAGAGGUGGCCCAAGUAUGGCCUGUGAGCCAUAUAAGGCCUGCUUCGUUCUGUACUGUGGCCCACCUAGCAUUAACAUGAUCAAGAGACCAUCAUAAGGGGGAGUUUCCAACUUAAAAAAAGCAGUCAUUAUGACUUGACAGUAGUAGAUGAUAAAUAUGAGCUGUGACAAAAAAAUCUGCUUUCUCUAGUCCCAUUUUGUGUCUCUAAUUACACAUGUAAGAAACCACUGUGCCUGAGGAAAACAACCAUCAGAGAAGGAAGGUGUGACUUACGAGGUGUUACUCAUUUGUCGCAUUCUUGCGGGCAAACCCCCAAUGGCUUCAUGCUGAACUGUUACCUUGUUACUGGUCUGGUGGUUAGCGGGUACCCUUAUUAAAUACAAAAUGAGCUCGUGAAAAGUGCUGGCGACUUAAAUGUGUCGGCGGACUUCAUGUAUCUAUAUGCCUUCCCGUUUCCACACCCCCAAAAAAUACUGUCAAGCCAUAAUUACUGUUUUACCAAACAUAACAAAAAGUGAUUGCUUUUUGAUUGCAAAGCCCCCUUUAAUAUUUGUUGCAUUACUAUAGGGCACGGUGGCCGACUGGUUAGAGCGUCAGCCUCACAGUUCUGAGGAUCCGGGUUCAAUCCCUGGCCCCGCCUGUGUGGAGUUUGCAUGUUCUCCCCGUGCCUGCGUGGGUUUUCUCCGGGCUCUCCGGUUUCCUCCCACAUCCCAAAAACAUGCAUGAAUUGGAGACUCUAAAUUGCUCGUAGGUGUGAAUGUGAGUGCGAAAGGUUGUUUGUUUCUAUGUGCCCUGCGAUUGGCUGGCAAGGAGUUCAAGGUGUACCCCGCCUCCUGCCCGAUGACAGCUGGGAUAGGCUCCAGCACCCCCGCGACCCGAGUGAGGAGAAGCGGCUCAGAAAAUGGAUGGAUGGAUGGAUGGAUGCAUGACUAUAGCUGUUUUUCCUCAGAUGUAUUAAUAUUGAUGGAUUUAUUUAUUUUAUUGAUUUUUGUAUCUACUUUCUCAUUAAAUAAUUCCUCAAUUCAUUUACUGUAAAUAUUAAAUGAAAAAAAAAACAAAUAUAGACUUUAUGGACACUCUGUAUACAAUGAAGUAUUUUUUAUUUUAUUAAAUAAUUUGUAAACUAAUUAGGAUUAUUUCCUAAAAUCAACAAUUUUAAUUUUGUAUUAUAACCAUUACUCAUAGAACUUUUUAUUUAUUUAUUUAUUCGAUACCUGAACUAUGUAUGACCCCCACCCAUCUGUCCAUUUUGAAAAUCAAAUGUGGCCCUUGAGCAGACGUUUGCCCACCCCUGGUUUAACCUCACAACGACUGACCACAUGCUUUGUGUUGUAUCGCGCGUUCUUUGUUUGGCAACCUGCUUUUGUGCAGUGAGCGGACCCCUGAAUGAUUUCAGUAUGUGUUUGUGUGUGUGUGUGUGUGUGUGUGUGUGUGUGUGUGUGUGUGCGCUCCUGUGUGCGUGCGUGUACAUAAAGAAAAACAAAAGUGACAUGUUCAAAUGUAACGAGAAAUA